AUGAUAAGAAUUGCCAAACCUAUUCGAUCAAUCAACAGUUGUAUCGCUCCAGCUUAUAGAAUCAGAGCAGCCAAUGUUACCGGCUUAAGGUAUCAAUCUAUAAAUUUUCACAAAUUUGAUCAAGCAGGUUCAUUCGAUGCUGCUGAUGCUGCCGAUGCUACAUCAACUAUAUUAGCUGAUCAGAACGAUAAAAAAUUGCCCAAUAAAGUUACCUGGAUUGAAGCAUUGACAGAAAGAGAGAAACAAUUGAAAGAAGGUAAUGUUUUAGACAGUUAUUCUUAUAGAAGUACAGUUACCAGCGAUAUUAUUGAUAAACCAAGAGAAGAUAGUUUCACUUAUUUAGUAUUACCUUUCAAAGAUGAUAAAUGGUUAUGUGAUAGUUACAUCAAUGCUUUAGGUAGAUUAAGAUUUGGAUCUUUAAUGCAAGAUUUAGAUGCCUUAGCUGGAAGAAUUGCUUAUAGACAUUGUUCACCAUCAGAACCUGUCAAUGUAACAGCAUCAGUUGAUAAUAUUGUGAAUGUUAAGAAGAUUGAAGAAAUUUCAAAAUUCAAUUUCGUUCUUGCUGGAUCAGUUACAUGGACUGGUAGAUCAUCAAUGGAAAUAACUGUUAGAGGUUAUGCAUUUGAAGAAGAUGUUCCUAAUGAAAUAACGGAAAAUUCUUUACCUCAUGAUAAUAUCUUUUUAAGUGCUAAUUUCACAUUUGUUGCUAGAAAUCCAAAAACUCAUAAAUCUUUUGCUAUCAAUAGAUUAUUACCAAUUACUGAAAAUCAAUGGUUAGAUUAUAGAAGAGCUGAAUCAAGAAAUAACUUAAAGAAAUUAGCAGCUAAAAAUUCCACCAUGUUAGAACCAACUGCUGAAGAAACCAAGUUAAUUCAUCAAUUAUGGAAAUCAUCCAAAAACUUUGAUAUCAAUAAUACCAAAUAUAAGAAUGUUAGAUUUAUGAAAGAUACUUCCAUGACAUCGACAUUAUUUAUGCAACCCCAAUACAGAAAUAGACAUAGUUAUAUGAUUUUUGGAGGUUAUUUGUUAAGACAAACAUUUGAAUUGGCAUAUUGUGCAUCAGCAGAAUUCUCAUCUGCUGGUCCAAGAUUCGUAUCUUUAGAUGGUACUAAUUUCAAACAACCAGUACCAAUUGGAUCAAUUUUAACCAUGAAAUCGACUGUGGUUUAUACUGAACAUAUUCAUGAACAAGCUAGUGAUAUUGAUAAUGAUUCACCUUUCACUUUCAAAUUACCUGCCAAAAACAAGUUAAAUUCCGAUCCAGAAACUUUCUUAUCUGAACCAGGUACUUUAAUCCAAGUUAAAGUUGACACAACCAUCAAAAUGAUUGAUAGUGGAGAUAGCAAGGAAAGUGGAUCAUUUGUUUAUUCAUUCUUCGUUCCAAAGAAUAGUCAUGGUGAAAAUAAUCCCGGAUAUUGUUCAGUCAUACCUCAAACUUAUGGUGAAAUGAUGGAAUAUAUGGAAGGAAGAAGAAGAGCUGCCGCUACGGCUAAUUAUGUUGAUCAAUUACCUGGUCAUAAAGAGUAG
Yamadazyma jaroonii is the source of this 1527-nucleotide messenger RNA. Lineage: Eukaryota; Fungi; Ascomycota; Pichiomycetes; Serinales; Debaryomycetaceae. The record is from the annotation of a GenBank genome assembly.